This is a messenger RNA of Moneuplotes crassus, 3572 nucleotides long. The record is from the annotation of a GenBank genome assembly. Lineage: Eukaryota; Ciliophora; Spirotrichea; Euplotida; Euplotidae.
GGGAAAUGAACGAUCGGAGACAGAUCAAAAUCAGGAAAUACUUCGAUCCUUCCAGGAAGGAGAACCGGAGCACAGCUCAUAGGGGUCUAGGAAAGCAGAUUAGAAGGAGCAAGGAAGAUAAGAGAAGAGCGGACCUGAAGAAAGCAGCUGGAAAAGAAGGAAUUAUGCCGAUUAGGUCUAUUAGGUCGUAUUUUACAAUGGGGAAUAAGCUAGAUAAGGUACUGGAGAGUAGUGAAAAGGUCACUGAGACUAAAGAUACUGAAAAUUAUCAGAAUUUGAAAGAAAUUGAGAAACAGUCGGAAAUUGUUCCUGAGAAAUCUUUGGAAGAGAUCCCAACCCAGGUUGUGCGUUAUUCUCAGAAAGUAGAAGAAGAGAAGAUGCCUUUAGUGAAAGAAGAAGCGAAGAAGCUUGAUCCUCAAACUUUGAAUGAAAUUGAUGAUGGUUUUUGGUUUCCUUUCGAAAUUACUUCAAAUCUUCGGAGAACACAAGAAACUAUGGCGACUAUGAACCAACUUUCUGAAGGAGAACCUCUAAGGAAAUGCUUCCUUUACUCGGAUAGAGGGAUGAAUAAGGGUUGAAAGUGCUAUGUUGAAACUACCACUGAAUUCUCACAAAAAUACACUGAAAAAGCUUUCAUUGGAAAUCUCUACAGUAAUGUCGGGAUCAGCCUUGCAAAAAUAUUGGAUUUUGGAAAAUGUAUAGUCACUGCUCAAUUUGACACUAUUGAGAAGCAAGUGCACAUCAAGAUAGACUUGCAACAGCCAGUUUUAAAGAACCAAAGAAGAAACUUAACCUGAAGUUUUUCCCAGUCACAGACGUCAGAAACAGUGGGUGGGGUGUAUAACUUAGAAAACCUUGCAGGACUUCCGAAAAAGAUCAAAUGGGCUUUUUGCGAUCUUAACAAGUUUAAUAAAACUAAGAAGAAAUGUUUAAAAACAAAUAUGAAUGGAGAGAAUGCAGAGUAUCAAAUGAAAUCAGCUAAGGAAAUCCUGAUGAUUGCCCAAUCAGCAAGGGAGGAAGCCAAAGAAGCUAAAUCACUGCAAGAGUACAAUGAAAGCGGCAUAAAUCUUGUCUGCAGGACAGUGUUGGGAUACUCUCAUCUCUUCACAGAUGAAGAGAAGGAAAUCCUACAAAAUUUCUCAGAACUAGAUUAUUUAGCUCAGACAUUGUUUACUAAAAUGCUUUUUAGAAAGAGAGUUUGGUUUUCAAGUCAUAAUCUGAAGGAUUAUUGUAAGAGUCCAGCUCAAAUUAGAGGCUCCCUCAAACUAUUGAUCAAGCUAGGCUUUGUGGAAAAGCCUAAAGGACUGAUGAAAGAUCUGCACCAGCUGAGAAUUUUUUUGGAAUCACUUUCUUCUAAAGAAUUGACCGAAUUCUCUAAAAUUUUGGGAAGAAAAUUUAAUAAAUAUCCCCCAACUGUAGAGAAUACUUUUCCUGACUUCAAGGGUGCUGACAUGGAAUCUCCUAUUGUUGCAUUAUCGCCCUUUAGAAAUUUAAGUGAAAUUGGAAAGAAAUGAAUUGAUGACCUAAUUUCAGGCUAUGUAAGAAUGAGCAAAUCAAAUGUCAAAGGAGCAUCAAAGUUUAGCAAAGGGAAAUCAAUGAGUGAUAUAGUAGAAAGGAUAGAAGCAUACAAGGCAUACCAGUCAGGAAAUUCAAAAAUUCUAGCAAAAUCAUCAACUCUCCAUAGGUUUCUCAUCAGCAAACAAAAACCCCUCCAAGAGUCUGAGGAAAAUCCAGAUAAUGACUUUGACACCCUAGUUGCUGAAAAACUUGAGCCGUACUACCGAAUCCCUGAGAAGAUAGAAUGUUUACUCAAAAUAUCUCUAGAUCUGUUCUACUUCUACCAAGUAAGUGAUCCACAUCAAGCAAUGGCACUGCAUGAAUAUGGAUCAUACUCGUACAGCAUUAAAGAGAGCUAUUUGGAGGUUGCUAAAGAAGGUAAACUUGGAGAGUCUGGAUAUGAACAUGUUUAUCCUUUAUUCAAAAGCAGAGAGCAGUUUCUGGCUUUCAACCAGCUAUAUCAGGUCAGAUGAUAUAUUUCUCAUAUUAGUGACACUAAGUACACUCCUGUUGAGAGAGGAAUCUUGGCUGAAGUUAUUGCCCUCUACUCAUUAGAGAAGCAAGGCUUUGACCCUAAAGUUUUAAGGCCAGAAAAUAUCAGAAAAGAAAUUAAUGAGUACAUCAAAAAGAUCGUUUUUGAUACAGAGUUCAAGCAAGAUGAUGAGUAUUGGAGGAAGAAUGCACAUAAAUUGUUCCAAACGAGGUUCCUCCCUAAUUCCAUGCUUCCUAUGAUAGAUAAUAAGUGCUCAGAUUUCCUUGAGAAAGGCAAGAAAUACGAACUUUCAGUGCUACUUCUCCUGAAUCUGCUAUUCAGUCGAGUAAAGAAACAUAAGAGAGGAAAGUGGUGGCAUAGACUCUCAGUAAACCUGAAUCACAUCGGAAUGCCUGUUGAAGCCUUUUGCAUCUGUUACAAAGCAUUGAAAGACGAUAAGACCAUCAAUAACGGUAAAAGGAACUACCUAGUUCUCUACCAGAAAGUCCUCAAGCGGAACAUUUUCAAGAUCUUCAACGAAAGAGACAAGCGGAUCGAAAAAUUAGAAGCUAAGCUAACUCACAAACAGUUUAAACGAAGGAUCGGAAAAUGAGAAUUUGAGAAAGAAAAGCAAAAAAUAAUGGACGAAUAUUUCCUUAAGUUCAACAUUCUUUAUAAACUUGAGCUCCAGUCUUUGUUCUCAGAGGAAUAUCGAUAUGACUGGAAGGAUUACAAGAAGCAGAAAGAAGUUGAGAGGCUACUUGCUCCUAAAUGGAACUUCAUGGAAGUCACAACUGAGCAAAAAUACAGAAGAUCUUAUUUUAAAGAACGGUACCUUAAGUGCCCACGAGCAACUGGUAAUAAUGGUGAAAAUUUGGGAACAAUCUACCUGAAUCAUACAAAUGGGAAGAUUUAUAGAGUUGAAGACCUUGCUUUGUACUAUUAUUGAAACAAGGAAGGAUAUUAUGGGAUCCACUCAGAGAAUGGGUUCGGAAUUACUCUUUUCGGACUCUUUAUGUGGGAGCAAAUAUUUGACAACACCGUGCCAGGUGUUUUCCAGAGUCCGUACCAGUUUGCUCCACUUGAUUAUGGCUCAAACGAGUUUUAUUUCAACAGAGAAGAGAAGAUACUAAAAAGACUAAAGAAAAUAAAGGAGAUGACUCCAGAAGAGUUGCGUGAUGAGAUUGAAAUCCUGUGGGAAACUCAUAAAUAUAAGCAUAAUUGAGCUAUUAGCUGGGAUUCGAUCAGCUUCUCUAAAGAGAAGUUGAAAGACAUUAUCCCAUGUAUGGGUGGAGAUAUCCUAGCUAAGAUUGUGAAGAAAUACUGAUACGACUACAAAAAUUGGAAUCAUGGAAUGCCAGAUUUGCUCUUAUGGAAUCCUGAAGAAAAGAAAAUCAAAUUUUCAGAAGUCAAGAGCGAGUUUGAUAAACUCUCAGAGGUCCAAAAAGGCUGGUUAGAAUACCUCAGCCAAUGUGGUAUACAUGCUGAAGCAUGAUAUAUUAAUCGAAGAGGUAAAGAGCACUGUGCAAUUGAUGCUGUCUAA